This is a messenger RNA of Brassica napus (rape), 5211 nucleotides long. Its product is annotated as S-protein homolog 5-like. Lineage: Eukaryota; Viridiplantae; Streptophyta; Magnoliopsida; Brassicales; Brassicaceae. The record is from RefSeq and is a predicted model, not a curated record. The transcript has a single exon. The coding region runs from base 3736 to 4173 and encodes 145 amino acids.
UCGGAGUUUCCGUUAAGAUUUUACGAAGAAAACAAGCAAGACGUUGUUUUCUUGUAAAAGUGCAAGUCAGACGUCAAGACGAUGCUGGUUAACUUAAAACCAUCGUGUCAUACAAUAAAUUAAUUGAUUUUUAUCAUUUCAUAAGACCAACGACAUAGAAAACAUACAUCAGAAAAAUCGACGUUUUCCGAGAAAAUUGUAAAAACAAAUAAGUUGUUAAAAGGUCCGAAACAGCCUAAAAUACGACGAAAGCUCACUUAUAUACGAAAAAUUCAUAUAAUGGUUAUAAACAGAAUUUCAUUCAGUUCAUACUUACUGAUGUUGACUCUAAAAUGCAGGAUAAAGUCUUCUGAGGAUUUCUCGAGAAAAACUCACUGCAGAUAUCUAAACAAAAACCAAAUUAUAUCUGACUGAAAACACUUUGUAUAAUCAUUUGAUGAUUACUGAGCAACCUAUUACGGAAAAAAUAAUAACAACACUGAUGAAAACAAUACUUAAUAAUGUAUAAUCAUUCUACUUAAAACUUGAUCAUGAGUUGGAAAUAUGUACCUAUUUGUGAAAUUAUCAACAUGUUCAGUAGUAGAAUUAACCAAUAUCUUUGUGGCAAUGAAAGAAUUAGAUAUGCUUGUUUCACUUGUAAUACACUGCAAAGACAUUUGACAUAUAAAUUGAAUAUACAAAAAAUAGCAUAAAUGAGGAAAGAAUUAAAAGUGUUAUACCUUUGUAAGAUUUGACAGACAUAAAACGCAUGACAACUACCACAACCACAUCCAUAUUCUUCGCGGUAUAAGUAAAUAUUUUUUUUUUUGCAUGAUCUUUCCAUAAAGUACACUUAAAUGUAACCUCACUGAUAUUAAUUAUAUAUAUAAGAUAUUAUACCGUUGAUUAUAUGAUAUAAAUAUGCAAAAUCUCUUACUUUUAUCGCGCAUAAUCAUUUGGAGAAUGGAAGAACUGUUUGAAUUUAUUUUAGAUUUCACUUCUUCAAUAUUGCCAACAUGAAUGAGUUGUACAAUGGCAUCUAUAAUUCGCGGUAUAAGUAAAUGUUUUUUUUGCAUGAUCUUUCCAUAAAGUACAUUUAAAUGUAACCUCACUGAUAUUAAUUAUAUAUAUAAGAUAUUAUACCGUUGAUUAUAUGAUAUAAAUAUGCAAAAUCCCUUACUUUUAUCGCACAUAAUCAUUUGGAGGGUGGAACAACUGUUUGAAUUUCUUUUAGAUUUCACUUCUUCAACAUUGCCCACAUGAAUGAUUUGUACAAUGGCAUCUAUAAUUAAAAACAAACAGAAGAUGACAAACAUAAGAGAUUAGUCAGAAUGUAACUGGAAAAUGCAUUUUAUUUUGUGCCACCGAAUAUAUAAGAGUAUUAUAUGAUAUAAAUAUUAAAAAUCACUUACUUUAAUCGCGCAUAAUCAUUUGGAGGGUGGAAGAACUGUUUGAAUUUCUUUUGGAUUUCACUUCUUCAACAUUGCCAACAUGAAUGAUUUGUACAAUGGUAUCUAUAAUUUAAAACAAACAGAAGAUGGCAAACAUAAGAGAUUAGUCAGAAUGUAACUAAUGGAAAAAUACAUUUUAUUUUGUGCUACCGAACAUAAGAGCAUUGUUACUUAUUAAUACGAUCAUUUCAUAUUUUCCUUCUAACACCUCACCAAAUCAGUGAAAUACUUAUAUGAGGUACAUCAUUAGGAAAAUCAAUCAACCCUUUUGUGCUAGUGGUCCUUAGAAUAGCCAAUCUGUAAAUAAAUGAACUAAUUCCAAACUCGUCACCGUAUUCUUUUAGACUGAAUGCGUUUAUUGAUAAAAUUUGACCUUUGUUUAGAAGAUGUUUAUGUACUAGUUCAUUCUCAAUUGAUGCGUUCAAUCUGGUACCCCGUGAUUUUGUUUUUUAACAUAUGGUUGAUAAUAUUCUCAAGUAUAUCGUAACUUUCAUGUUUAAAUGAUUUACAAUAAAUUGAGAUACUCUCUUUUACAAAGCCGAAUUCAUAUUAUAUACAUUGAGAUAUUCUCUUUUACAAAGCUGCAUUCGUAGUUUUAAUAUAUUGAAAGUUUUGUUUUUGAAAAUAAUAUCAAAACUGAAUAUCAAAUUAUACGUGCUUAUCAAACAACCAAAAACCAUAACGUUCCAAAUAUUUAAAUGACAUAAUUUAUCAUGUUUCAUUCGUAUUUCAUGAAACCUAAACCAUAUAACCUAAAUAUUUCUAAACCCUAAAUUUAUGGAAUACGAGUCCCUAAAUUCUAAACCCUAAACAAUAUAAAAUUUACAAUUUUGUAUAUAUAUAAACGAAUAUCGUAUGAGGACACGAAAUCAUAAAUUAAGAUUACCAAUACAAUUUUGUAUAUCUAAAACACACACACACACAUAUAUAUAUAACUUAAACCAACAAUGAAACUUAGAUUUAAAGUCAAACUUUCCAAUACUAUGAUUUGAAAAUUAUGAGCUGAAACUAGAGGAAAACAACCGAGCGAGUAUUGUUAGGAUAACCAUAUGAUAUAUUAAGACAAACGGAGAUUUAGGAAGCGGUAAUUAAAAACAGUUAAGGAAGCUAAUCCCACAUUAGCUAUGUCAACAAAUUUAGAGAGACUUAUUGAUGAGACACAUAUGGCUGAACAUCCUAUGUAAUCUUAGCUUAGUCACCAUUAAAAAUUAAACAACAAUCAAAUUAUAACAUUUUCACUUAAUCGUAUUCUCAAUUAAAAGUAUGAUUAAACCUAUUAAACAUUAUAUUAAACAAUACCAAAUGGAACACAAUAUCAAAUACUUUAAAUUAUUUAUAUUGUUAUCUGAAUAAGUAAAAUAACUUUAUAUUAGUUGAAAUUUAAUUAUUUAUUUCUCCUUUUCUAUAUUCUAGAAAAAAAUUUAAUAUCAGUUAAAGUGCAUGAAAUAUUAUUGUGAUAUCAAAUUUAAAUAUAAAUGUUAUACUAUCAAACAUACAUGCAAAAUAUUUUAAAUAAGAGUCAUGCAUGUAAAAAUUGUAGACAAAAUUAUAACAAUCAUAUAUCCAUAGUGAGCCUUUGCAAAAAGAAAAUACAAAUGAAUUAUUAUGCUUAUAAAUUGAUGGUUUAUGUCAAUCAAGUAAAUAAAUAUCAAAAAGGGUAUAAUAAGAAAAUUCGUUUUGGCUAAAAAGAUUAGUCACAAUAGUACUAGGAUUUUAUGUGUAUCCUACAACCUAUAUUAAAAGUUCCUUUUUAUAUUUAUAAAAAAUAUAAGUACAUUUAUGACCACAACUUAUAUACUUGAAAAUAAAUAAAGAGAUAGUGAAAUGGUAACUAAUUUAAAUUUUAUAGAUUUUUUUUUAAAAAAGGUUUAAAUGUGAUACAUCAUGUGUACAUAUAUUUUAACAGAUGUAAAUUUUAUGUAAAUUUAUUAUAUUUUCAGAAACUUUAAAUAUUGUAAAGUUAAUAAAUUAUAAUAUCUACAGCAGAUGAAGAAUCUAGUUUUCUAUAUAAUAUUUAAUUGGUUUUGCACAACCUCUCAAAAUUACAUUUCUGAAAAUGUCAUUUAAUUUAUUAGUAAGAUACAAAAAAUGGUAAAAAACAAAUGUCAUAUCACAAACAAAUCAUGGAUUUUUAACGAGGCAUAUAACUAAUGGCUGACAUAUAUCUUCUCUAACUUAUUUUAAAUUGUUCCUAACUAAAAAAAUGUAUAGAUAUCUUUUUAUUAAAAAAGAAAAUAAAUUGCAUAUGUGAUACUAUAAAUGGUAUUAUAUAUAAUUUCGCGUACUUCCUCCCAAAAAGAAUACAAUGGCUUCAAGAAACCGAAAUUUCAUUUCCAUGCUAAUAUCAUUUCUAAUCAUCUAUGGAACAGUGUCAUUUGCAUCUGCAGGACUGUUGCUCUUCUCCGCUAAACAUGUUAUAAUUAUCAAUGAACUUGCUACGCGUGCAACAUUAAUUGUGCACUGUAGGAACAAAGGUGAAGAUAAGGGAGUAUUUUCACUUGGACCUGGUGAUAGUUUCGAUUUUAGAUUCCGUGUUAACAUCCGCAAAACAACGGUAUACACUUGCAGUUUUGCUUGGCCUGACAAUACAGAGACAUUUGAUAUCUUUAGAGCUGAUCGAGACCAUAAUCCGAGAAGCAAAGUUGGGGUUUGCAGCGAAUGCAUUUGGAGCAUUUACGAGGCAACACCAUGUAGAGAUAGACGUGAUGGAGGGCAGCCUUACUGUUUUAAGUGGUCUUCUUAAAUUAUUUUAAAAUAUUUCUUGCAUGGUUUAAUUUUGUAUGUUCUUGGCGUUACGAUAAAAUUAAUUAUUUUCUAUAAGAUAAUUCUAGUAAUUUAAGAAAUAUUUCAUUUAAGAUAAUGUUAACUUACUUAUUGAUUUAUCCUUCUAUGUUAACAGAUGAAUAUAUAAUACUAGGAGAUAAUUCUAUAAUUUGUGUUAAUUAAAUUGUACAUAGUACAAUAUAAAAUGUUUUGUAUGUAAAUACAUAUAUUUAAAAUUUCAAUUUUUUUCUUUUUAUCUAUAGUUAAACUAAUUAAAUUUAUAGGUAUUUGUAAAUGGGUAUGAAUACAUAAUAUAAAUAUCUAAAUAGGUUCGUAGAAUAGAGAAAUUGAAGGAGAUAUAUGGGAGAAUGCACAACCAAAAGAUGGAACUAAAAUAUAUAAAUGAUAUUUUUCUUUUCUUAUAAUUAUUUUGUAUAUAAUAUUUGGUUUUUCACAUCCCUUGUCAAAAUAAACACCUAGCUAGUAAUGGAAAACAGUAAUAUCAUUUCAUUUAUUAAUAAUACUCCAUCCGUUUAAAAAUUAGGAUCAUUUUCCUGAAUGUGUUAUUUAAAUUUUCAAUAUAAAUUUUUUAAAAAGUUUCACUUUCAGUACUAUUGAUUAAUGUGUUAACAGGUUAGAUAAAAUUAUAAAUUAGAAAAUUUAUUAUAUUUUCAUAAUAAUUGUAUAAAAUAUUAAAAACAUCAAAAAUUAAUCGAAAGGAAUAAUAUUUUUUUCUCCACAAGACAUAUUAGAUCAUAAAUUAAACCACAAACCAAAUCACGAAUUCUCAAUGUAUUAACUAAAAUGAAAAAUUGAUAUUAUUUUAAUGAGGGAAGUAAUUAAUAUGUAAUUAAAUUCUACUCAUUUAUUUUAAAUAUGUUGCAAACGAUACAAAUGUAUAUGUUAUACUACAGCGGAUAUAAUUCUCAUGUCCUUUCUGGCUAAACAAUACUCCUUAUAACAAAAUAUCAUUUCAAUCUAUAUAUAUUAAAUACUACUUUACUCCCCAACAAAUAUU